AUGUCGCCUGGAACAUCAAGAAAGAGGCCACGGACCGACAUAUCAGAACGCAGUCGCAUCGGUUUAGCCGAACUGUUUGGUUAUGGAGAACAGAAUGAUAACUUACCAACCACAUGCAGGGUUGUUCCGCCUCGACAGCAUUCUUCCAUGAAGGAAUCAUUUUGCAGCUUUCGCAUCGAGCAACGAUUGGGCGGCAUCCUUGCUCAGCACUAUGGGGAAGAGAGAUUUCUGGUAUUUUCCAGCAGUCAACGAGGUGCUGUUGCGAAAAUUGUGUUUUCUUCUGAGAGGAGAAACGAGAAUUCAAGCACUUCUGUUUGCGCAAAGAUUCAUAGUCUCUCAGUCAAGGAAGCGUACAGAGGAUAUGGGCUCGGAAGUCUCUUGUUUUCUAUGGCAGUGGUGUCGCUCAGUAAUCGUUACUUGACGGAAGCUAAAACUGAUGCUUUGAAAACAAAAGAUUCAACGAACAAAGAUGACUUCUUUGUUGAAUGUUCCUUGGAUGCAGAAGAAGAUGUGCGUCGACAUGACAAGCUUGUGAACUUCUAUAGAAGUUGUGGCUGUCAUGUGAAGCCUAAUGCAAAGAUUUCUUAUAUCAACAACAAUGAUGGAGAGACAUAUCGGAAGGUCCCGAUGCAAAUCACACUUUUGGAACAGUCGUUUGAAAGGACGAGCCCUUCUGCAUGUACAUGGGCUAACUUUUUGCCCAUGGACUUCUUUUCAGCGCACCACGAACGUGCACAGUUACUGGGCGAAUCAAUUCCUUUGGACUGGUUCGUAUUGGAAAUAGAGGAAAAUUUAUUCGAGUUUCGGUCGACAAAUGGGCGUUUAUUGGCAGUUGGGAACGACAGAUGGUGUACUGUAACAAAUGGAACAAGCACGCCUUCAUCACAAUUUUUGUUUCAGCAAACGACUGAAACUCAAGCAUCGAAAACAAAGUUUCACUGCGAAUCGAAGAGUUUAUGUAUUAUCAAGUCAAGAAGUGGGCAAUACUUGGGCAUAGACCCAGUUCAACUAUCUUUUAUUUGUUCGGAAAAGCCGUCUUACUGGCAAACUGGUAACUGCGAACGGAGCCUUGUCUGCGUUAAGGAUUCACCUGCCCGCCGGCAGCAUUAUCUCCACCUUUCAUCAUUCCAGACCAGGGAAUACAUUCUUCGAAAGCGGGAACGAUAUUUCCGCUUUGACAUUGGGCGGCUGACUCUGAAAGAGGCGCUGGAUUUGGCCGGUAGUAUUCAAGCAGAUGAGUUUGGGGAGGAAAGAUGUGAUCGGUCAUUGUGCAGCCUUUUGUAUGCAACUGCAGAGGAAAGUCGGCGCGCUGAAUUCCCAGAUUGGUUUCAGCUAGUUGGGUUAAUUCACGGUCUUGCGACAGUUCUACGCUUUAUUGAUGCUGAUGUUGCUAAAGAAACGAUGGAAGAGGGAUAUGAUUGGACUAUUUGUAGUCAAUCUGUUUUGAUUGGAUCCAACGGAGGAGACCCAGCUAGGUCAUUGCAUCCAAACCUCCAAUGUGCGAGUGGUGAAACUCCAGCGAACAACAAGAACAUUAUUGUUGCAGACAGAAGAAUCAGACAUGAUGGGCUUGGAAACUAUGAUGCUGCACUUUUAUGGACAGGUCCAGAAUAUAUGUACAAUAUGUUGAAGCACAAUGGAAUAGAUUUACCAGAGGAGGCCUUUGCCGUGCUUCGAUGGUUUCCAGUAAACCAGUCUGAAAGACAACAGCAGUGCAGCAAAGCCCUUGCUGAAACGAUCGACCGUGAUGUCCUGGGUAUUGUUCAGGACUUUUGCGAUGUCCGCGAAACUGCAAGACGUAACUUGUUUUUCACACAGGAGCUCCAUGAAUUCGACUGCACGUCGCUUUGGAAUUCUCACUUUUCUCGAAUUUUCGAGAAGUAUGGAGCAGAUAAACAUUUACAAUGGUAG
Molecule: messenger RNA, 1911 nt
Organism: Cylindrotheca closterium
Lineage: Eukaryota; Bacillariophyta; Bacillariophyceae; Bacillariales; Bacillariaceae
Source: the annotation of a GenBank genome assembly